AUGGCCCCCUCCCAGCUCCCCCCGGUUUUCAACCCUACCUCGCAGGACAUUGAGAUGCUCCUUGCUGCUCAGUGCCACCUUGGUUCCAAGAACCUUCAGGUGCACAUGGAGCCCUACCUCUGGAAGCUCCGCCCCGAUGGUGUCAACGUCCUGAACAUUGGCAAGACCUGGGAGAAGAUCGUCUUGGCUGCCCGUAUCAUCGCCGCCAUUGACAACCCCGCCGAUGUCUGUGUCAUCUCCGCUCGUCCUUACGGUCAGCGUGCCGUCCUGAAGUUCGCCUCCCACACCGGUGCCACCGCCAUUGCCGGUCGUUUCACCCCCGGUAACUUCACCAACUACAUCACCCGCUCUUUCAAGGAGCCCCGCCUGAUCAUCGUCACCGACCCUCGCACCGACGCCCAGGCCAUCAAGGAGGCCAGCUACGUCAACAUCCCCGUCAUUGCCCUUUGCGACACUGACUCCCCCACCGACUUUGUCGACGUUGCCAUCCCCACCAACAACAAGGGUCGCCACGCCAUCGGUCUCGUCUGGUGGAUGCUUGCCCGUGAGGUCCUCCGUCUCCGCGGUACUCUCGCUACCCGCGAGACCGAGUGGGACACCGUUGUCGAUCUGUACUUCUACCGCGACCCCGAGGCCGAGGAGAACAAGGAGAUCGCCGAUGAGACCAAGGUUCCCGGUGCUGAGGAGAUCGGUGCCGGUGCCGUUGAGUCUGGCUUCGCCGGUGAGAACUGGGACGCCUCCGCCCCCGGUGCCGGUAACCCUGGUACUGCCUUCGCCGCUGCCAGCGCUGCCACUGCCGCUGCUGGUGCCACCAGCUGGGAGGCUGACGGUGGUGACUGGGCCACCAGCACUGCCGCCCCUACCGGUGAGUGGGCUGAGGCUCAGCCCGCCUCCGGUGAGGCCAAGUGGUAA
Messenger RNA from Penicillium nucicola, 912 nucleotides. It is a transcript of the gene rps0, whose product is annotated as 40S ribosomal protein uS2. Gene Ontology annotation, cellular component: ribosome; 90S preribosome; cytosolic small ribosomal subunit. Lineage: Eukaryota; Fungi; Ascomycota; Eurotiomycetes; Eurotiales; Aspergillaceae. The coding region runs from base 1 to 912 and encodes 303 amino acids. The record is from RefSeq and is a predicted model, not a curated record. The transcript is spliced from 2 exons. Gene Ontology annotation, biological process: ribosomal small subunit assembly; cytoplasmic translation. Gene Ontology annotation, molecular function: structural constituent of ribosome.